This is a messenger RNA of Didymodactylos carnosus, 3657 nucleotides long. Lineage: Eukaryota; Metazoa; Rotifera; Eurotatoria; Philodinida; Philodinidae. The record is from the annotation of a GenBank genome assembly.
AUGAAUCAGUGUGUGGAUAGUACACAAUAUCGAUGCCGUAAUGGAAUGUGUAUUGAGAGGCAAUUUGCAUUUGAUGAUAUAUACGACUGUCUUGACGGUAGUGAUGAAAUUGAUGAUGAAAAGAGAAAAAUAAGAUGUCAGCAGUAUCCAUUCGGAGAAUGUGAAGAAUUUAACUGUGGAUGGAUGACUUAUCCAAUUGAUGACAAUAGUGAUUGUUUUAUGAACUCUAUUACUUGCACAUCUAGCAACGAUAUCGGUUGUUACCUUCUACGAAAUGGUUCUAGUACUCCAUUAGCCUACUAUUUAUUCCAAGAUUUUUGUAACGGUGUUGUGAAUCGCAAACUGGUAACAGACGAAGCAGACUGCCAAGAAUUUUCUUUGUCCUGCAGCUCAAGAUCACGAGCAUGCACUGGAAUUUGGGACUGCAAUAAUGGAUACGAUGAGAUUAAUUGUGGCUCCCAAACAUAUUAUUUGAACCAACAUUGUGGUGAAGAAGAGCACUAUUGUUUUCAAUUCGACACAUAUGAACUAGGUUGUUUGCAUGUUGAUCGGGCAAAUGAUGGUCAAAUUGAUUGUAUAGGAGCCAGUGACGAACGUUUUGUUUAUUGCCCAAAUAAGCAUCCAGACGAGAUAACACGUCGAUUUCGGUGUUUAAGUGAGCCUCUAUGUAUUCGAGUAGAACAGGUCUGUGAUGGAAAUCAAGAUUGUCCGUUGAAUGAUGAUGAAUUAAUGUGCCCUUGGCGGAUGAAAUCCGAAUGUCAGAAUGGAACGUUUGCAUGCAAAAAUAGAACUUGUCUAUCAGAAUCUGAACGAUGUAAUAACCAAAAUGAAUGUCGAAACGGUGAAGAUGAGUGGUUCUGUGAUAUGAUUCGAUACCGCCACUUUAAGCCCCAAUUUAGACUUAGUACAGAUUUUACACAAUAUCCAAUUCGAGAUGAAAUGUCUAAUGAAAUGACCAUUAAAAACUGGAGUAAAUUAAAGCAGCGACGCUCUGUAAAGAGGGCUGAUCUAAAACAAGAUGAACUUUUUGACUACUACAUAGCGUACUAUUGCAAUCAUGGUGUGCUGGUAAGUAGCUGGGAUACGAAAGGAUUAGAAUGCUUCUGCUCACCGGCUUAUUUUGGACACCGUUGCCAGUUUCAAAGCCAUCGGUUAACCGUUUACUUACAGGUGGAGAUUGAUAAACGUUUGCGACAGUCGGUUUUUAAACUAUCUGUGUGUUUAAUUUCUACGGAUGAUGAAGAACGCACAAUUAUGUGUGAUUAUGUUACUCAUUUUGAAUCUAAUGAAAGAAUAUUCAAGCAUAUUAUUUAUUUAGUAUAUCCACGAUCACACAUCACUAGUAAUUAUUCUGUUCGUAUUACCGCAUAUGCCACUACAUUAUCUACCGUCAUGCUUCAUUCAGCAUGGUAUUAUAAAAUUGCAUUUUCAUUCUUGCCUGUAAAUCGUUUGACUGCUGUUAUUAGAAUUGAAAAUACUACAGAACAAUAUAAGAAUAAUUGCAUUUUAUAUAGAAAUGAUAACACAAGACACUACUGUUUUCAUGCACCAUUGUCGCCAUUAUUAUGCGCAAAUGAUUCCCUUUUUGUUGAUGGAUACUGUGUCUGUCCUUUAAACAAGUGGGGAACUGGUUGUUAUAUUCGAAGCAAUAUAUGUGAAAAAAUGAACGAUAGUUGUAAAAAUGGUGGUAUAUGCUAUCCAUUAGUUGAGAGAUUGAGUUAUUUUUGUAUCUGUGAUGAUCAACAUUUUGGACAAUUUUGCCAGUAUAAUCGAUCCAAAGUAGCCAUUAGUUUAAUGAACAAUCACUAUUCAAUAUCUAUUAUGCCUUUUGUCAUUGUUCAUUUUUUAGAAAUCGAUGAAGCUCUAGGUGCAUUGAUAAUCAAAGACAGAUUAUUAUUUCAUCGAGUUCCACUUUCCAGCAUACUCAUUUCUUUAUUCAAACAAGAACGUCUGUCGACGUUUAUCUACACUCAAAUUUACUUUGAUACCCGCACUGUGUACGGUGAAUAUCAUUUAGUUAGUCUACUCAGACGAGUAAGAUCUUUACAAACGAGCGUAUUACCAUCGAAUCGUUGCCCGCACAUACGUGAACUAUUGAAUCAUACCGUCAACAACUUUCCUUAUUUUAAACGUGUCAAAUUUUAUCAAAAAGCAUGUUAUGUGUGGGGUAUAAAAUGUUUCUAUGAUGAGCAAUAUAUGUGCCUUUGUGACAAUUUUGCACGGUAUGAUUGUUUCCGAUUUGAUCAUGAUGCAAGUGAUUGCUCCAGUCUAGACUACUGCCUAAAUGAAGGUCGAUGUAUCCAGCCGUUGCAAACUGAUCUUACAUUUGAUUUUGGGUGUGUCUGUCCUGCUUGUUAUUAUGGCGAACUGUGUCAAUUUACAACAGCUCAAUAUUCGUUGUCGUUAGAUGCACUUGUUAGUUCAGAAAUUCUUCUCGGAAAAUCUCUCCAUAAUCUACCUACUUUGAUCAAAAUAACAUUAUCACUUGUAAUGCUAAUGGUGAUUAUCGGCUUAAUGGCAAAUUCAUUGUCUAUCAUUUCGUUGUGCCAAAAAACUGGGCAUGAGGUGGGCUGCGGCCUUUAUUUAUUAACUUUGUGUAUAACAAGUCAGUUAGGUUUGCUUACAUUUGGUGCACGUUUUAUUCACCUACUUAUCAUGCAAACCAGUUCGCGAAAAAAAGCAGCAGCUUUUGAUUACGUAAGCUGUAUUUCACUCGAAUUUCUUUUUUCAGUUACAUCGUCGAUUUUUGACUGGCUAACAGCAUGCAUUGCAAUUGAGCGUGCUCUCGUCGCUGGCAAAGGUGUUCGAUUCAACAAAAAACUUAGUAGAAAGCUAUCCCAAAUGCUUGUUAUUAUUGUGGUUGUAUUGAAUAGUGUGAGCCAAGUACAUGAGCUGUUUUCGCGAGAGGUGAUCGCUGAUCCGCGAUCAAGUGGCCAUUCAUGGUGUGUUAUGAAAUUCAGAUAUACAUGGCUAGUAAAAUAUGAAAUCAUCACGAAUAUUUUACAUCUCACUCUUCCAUUUUUGAUUAAUCUUAUAUCGACCGUAAUCUUUUUAUUGUGUUUAUCACUUAGAAAAUCUCAAUUGAUGACAAAUAAUGGCUCGUAUUACACAACAUUGAAGCAACAAAUCUUGUUAUAUCGAGCAUUUGUCAUAAGUCCCAUAAUUUUAGUUAUUUUGGAAUUACCACGACUUGUUCUUUUAUUUGCAUUUGCUUGUAUCAAGUUUCCUUGGCAAAAAUAUGUGUAUUUGUUGAGUUACUUCCUGUCAACAAUGCCUCUGACUGGAUCUCUCGUUAUUUUUGUUCUACCCGCUCCCACAUAUCGAAACGAACUAAAACAAUGGCUUGUUCGUUGUUUUCCUCGCACAUAGUAAAGAAUGGUUUAUGGCUCAAGAAGACUACUUCUUCCAUAGAGGAACAAGAUGAAUAAAACAUGGGAUAUCUAAUAUAUCUGUUUUGUGUGUUAAAACAGCAUUUAGUACUGAAAGCACUGGGAGCAGAAUAGUAUGAAACUUCGGUAUAGAGUAGGCAUGCACCGAUUUCGAUUAAUCGAAAUUCGAUUACUCGAAAUCGAACAUAAUCGAACUUCGAUUAUUCGAAAUCGAAAAUAUUCGAACCUUCGAUUAUUCGAAAUCGAAAAUAAUCGAACCUUUUUUCUG